AACACACUCAAUUCACCCACUGAAAUCACAGGACGAUGUCGUAUGUACCUCCUCACCUACGAAAUUCCUCCUCCGCCGCCGCCACAGUAGCUAAUGGUAACGGCGGUCACUUCGACUCGAAGCCGCUGAACAGUUCCUAUUCUCAGUUCAGUUCUGCUAGAAGCAACAAUAACAACAGCAGCUCAACUAAUUCGUGGAAUGCCGGUGGCCGGAGCUCCGGGAACCACGUUCCUCCUGUUCCUGACCCCGUAUUUCCUCAAUGGAAGCCGUCCGACCGAGUUUCUCGGCUCAAAGCGGAACAGGUUCAAGAGGUUCGUUUGAGGCUUAAUGUUGAUGCUACAGUUCCACCAGAUUCACAGACAGCGCCAGCACCUAUUGAAUCGUUCACCGACAUGAAUUUGCAUGCAAGCAUCAUGAACGAUAUUGCAUUUCAUGGAUAUACUACGCCUACUUCUAUUCAGGCUCAGGCCCUGCCAGUUGCUCUUAGUGGAAGAGAUCUUUUAGGCUGUGCAGAAACUGGCAGUGGUAAAACCGCUGCAUUUUCUAUACCAAUGAUACAGCACUGUCUUGCCCAGCCUCCUAUUCGACGUGGAGAUGGACCUUUAGCAUUAGUGUUGGCCCCAACUAGAGAGCUUGCUCAACAAAUAGAGAAAGAAGCGAAGGCCUUCAGUAGAUCUGUGGACUCAUUCAGAACUGCAAUUGUUGUCGGUGGAACUAACAUCUCUGAGCAGAGGUUUGAGCUGCGAGCAGGGGUGGAUAUAGUGGUUGCUACUCCUGGAAGAUUUAUCGACCAUCUACAACAAGGAAAUACUUCCUUAUCAAGGAUAUCAUUCGUUGUUUUGGAUGAAGCAGAUAGGAUGCUUGACAUGGGAUUUGAACCUCAGAUAAGAGAGGUGAUGCAAAAUCUUCCUAAGAAACAUCAAACUUUGUUGUUCAGUGCUACUAUGCCAGUGGAGAUUGAAGAGUUGGCACAGGAAUACUUAACAAAUCCAGUCCGGAUAAAAGUUGGAAAAGUUAGCAGCCCCACAACAAAUGUGUCCCAAUCUUUGGAGAAAGUAGCAGAAAAUGAGAAGAUUGACAGACUGCUAGAUAUGCUUGUCGAGGCAUCUGCUCAUUCUGAAAGAUGUGGCCACUCAUUUCCCUUGACCAUUGUAUUUGUGGAAAGAAAGAGCAGAUGUGAUGAAGUUGCUGAAGCAUUGGUUCAACAAGGUCUUCAAGCAGCUGCACUUCAUGGUGGCCGUAGUCAAAGUGAGAGAGAGACUGCUCUCCGUGAUUUCAGACAAGGUCCUACCAGGAUACUUGUUGCCACAGAUGUUGCGUCUCGCGGAUUAGAUGUUACUGGUGUUGCUCAUGUCAUCAAUCUGGAUCUUCCAAAGACCGCAAGAAGAAAGGAGAAAGAAGCGUUAGCGGCUCACAGAGAAGCAAAGGUUGCACUAUCAAAGCUCUCAUUGGUGGGCUCGACUGCUAUAAACGUCGAGGAUAAGUAUAGGCACAUGAUCGGCCCAGGUGCUGGUAGAAAUGAAGGUGCUGCUGAUGAUGCUUGGGAUGAUUAG
This is a messenger RNA of Striga asiatica, 1553 nucleotides long. The record is from the annotation of a GenBank genome assembly. NCBI's taxonomy places the organism in Eukaryota, Viridiplantae, Streptophyta, Magnoliopsida, Lamiales, Orobanchaceae.